This is a messenger RNA of Camelina sativa (false flax), 1006 nucleotides long. RefSeq names its product protein Dr1 homolog. The record is from RefSeq and is a predicted model, not a curated record. Lineage: Eukaryota; Viridiplantae; Streptophyta; Magnoliopsida; Brassicales; Brassicaceae. Gene Ontology annotation, molecular function: protein heterodimerization activity.
UAUCUAGACGCGCUGUCGAUCACUUUGGGGGAAAGUGGGAUUCACGCGCUUACUUUUGGUCUUUCUGUCUUUGCCCUAAUCGAUCUCUGCGUAGAGAGAGAGAAAGAGAGAGAGAGACAACUCGCCGAUAAGAUUCCGUCCGAUCUCGCCGUGACUCGUUGUCGAGACUCGUUUUAACUUGCCUGAUAUCUGUCGUUCGUUGAUCUGACUCCGUUUCGAUCCCUUUUAUAUAAUACUCUCGAGCUAAAAACGAUGGAUCCGAUGGAUAUAGUUGGAAAGUCCAAAGAAGAUGCUUCGCUUCCAAAAGCUACCAUGACAAAGAUUAUAAAGGAAAUGUUACCAGCAGAUGUUCGUGUUGCUAGAGAUGCUCAAGAUCUUCUGAUUGAGUGUUGUGUAGAAUUCAUAAAUCUUAUAUCAUCGGAGUCUAAUGAAGUGUGUAACAAAGAGGAUAAACGAACAAUCGCCCCUGAGCACGUACUCAAAGCGUUACAGGUUCUUGGCUUUGGGGAAUACGUUGAAGAAGUCUAUGCUGCUUAUGAGCAACAUAAAUAUGAAACCAUGCAAGAUUCACAGAGAAGCGUGAAGAUGAACAGCGGAGCAGAGAUGACGGAAGAAGAAGCAGCAGCGGAACAACAGAGAAUGUUUGCAGAAGCUCGAGCAAGAAUGAAUGGAGGUGUUUCAGUUCCUCAACCUGAGCAGCAGCAACUAGAAGAAACCCCACAGACAACAAGUCUACAAAGCUAAUCAACAAAACCAGAGAGGAACCUUUUUUUUUUUUUUUUCUUUCUUAACAUUAUCCUUUUUAACUUUUUUUUGCUUUCUUUCUAGCAUUUCUCUGUAAAGUGCAAAAUUCGUCGCGUCUCGGUGUUGAUAUGCUGCUCUUUACAUUAUUUAACUUAGAUUUAUGUUUUGUUUUGAAUCUUCUAAAAAUCACUUUGGUGAUUCAGAUGUAAUUAGUAAGGUUUGUCUUCUUCAAUCUUAACAAUUGUCGUCAUUCUGAUUCUAA